GCUCAUUCUCUCCCAAAAGAGAGUAGACCUACGCAGGAGAGCGAUCGUAUGGCUUCCCACAGGUCUGGCAACUAACCGUUUCACCCUUACGGUUCAGUUUCUCCGAGAGACACGGUUGCGUAGGUAACGGAAAACAGCGCGUACGUAGUGGAUUUGGUUUUUUUGAAAAAAUCGAAGCGGUUAAACCUGAAAGAUCGUGAUCCAAACAAGAUCGUAGUGCACGAUUUCGAAACGAAAUUCUUUACCCAUUGCAAAGGUCGCAUCGUGAAGGCACUUAAUGCUCAUCGUUAUCCUCGGACGGAACGAUAGUGGUGAUACAGCCGGCCAAACGCAUGCAAAUGUUGUAGACUCUUCAUAAAAAGGGUUCUCGUGGAAGUGAUUAACAUACGCCAACGGUGUUAACGUUAAAAGAUUCAAUGCCAAUAUCCACGAAAUCUACAGCAUCUUCUAUUCUAUUGCUUUGCGAGAAACUAACCCACAAUUCUCGUCCCCGUGCGUAAAAGAGUGGCAAAAGUGGUCGUAAGAUUUUUAUUGCGACGCAGAAUUCGCAGAUAUCAUCCAGUGCGUCCCAGUGUUAUGCUGUGAGUGGUUCCGUGUUCGGGCGAUUUUUUUGGUUUGUGGGAUGUGUAAGUGUUUGCUGGUGUAGAUUUAGCGCUUCUAUGCGAAAUAUUGGGUAAAUGUUUACUGACCAGUGGUUAGCCGUUAGUGCCGGUCUCGUGCGUACGUGCGUGUUGAAGGAAUUCAAAUUGUAAACACGUGGUCGCUUACGGUUCGCGCUGCUAGACGUACAUUCCAAACGGUUUGCAGUGGAACGAGAACGUGCGGAAUCUGAUGCGUGUGAUCGAUCGAUCGACGAUCAUUAACGCGUUGACGGCGAAAUUAGACAACCGUCCCGAGUGUGUUAGAAUUGUGUUUGCUGGUUGCUAGUGUUGGAAGUUUUGAAAGCUUUCUUUCCUGCGUACCUGAGCCAACGGUCAGCAACGAUUCCCAGGUCCCCUGUUAACGAUCUUGCGAGCUUGCGUGUGUCGGCUGUACGGUGUGUGUGAGCGCUCUUUUCGCGAAACUUCAAACCUCCAACUCCUAUCAGGAGGACUCCACGAGCAGGACCACUCUCCCUGGAACGGCUCCAUCCACCUCCACGGUGGUCUCGACGAAAGGGUCGAAAAUUCAAACCAAACCACACCGAUCAGUGAUCGACAAACGAUCGUCGCAGACGGACCACCGCGAAACCGCUGCGCUGUGAAACAAUCGCGUCCAGGAAGGACCUCCCGGCCUUCGGUGUUUCCCGGCGGGCUCGGUACGGGUUUUUUUGGGAGCCACGGAUACGCCUCUCAACCGGAGUGUGUGUGUGUUUGUGGGACAGUGUAGUUUUCUGUGUGUCCGUAGAUUAGUAACAGAAAUAAAACACGAAAAAGCUCGUUUCUGUCCACAUCGAGUGGCGUUAUCGGGCCGGGCCUGGUGAAUGUUUCUGUCUAGACCGUGGCGUAAAAGCACGACAGGUAUUAAACAGUGCGAUAGGAUAGGCUGUGUCCGUUGUGUGCCGCUUGAAAGGUUGAUGAUAAGGAAGCUGCUUUCUGCUUUACUAGUCGACGUGACUCGGCUUUAAGGAACGUGAGACCGGCCGAUGACAAUGUUUGGUGCGGUUGCGAAGGCUGGUGAUGCUGGUCAUCGGUGCUGCGGGUGUGUUCCAAUGGUGUCGCUGGUAAAGGUCCGGUGUGCUGAGUGUCGUCCGGUAGCACUACGAUGUGAUAUCUGAGCAGUUUAUAGUGCUUGUAUGCGUGUGUGUGUGUAAGUGUGCGCUCGAGAAGUGAGCAGAGUGGCAUACGCAUCUCUCCUUUCCCGCCCUCGAAAAGCGAAGUGUUUUGUGAUUGAAACCCCAAGCGGGAAGCAGCCAAGACGUAAUAGUGUCCCCGGUAUAUUGUGGAAAAUUGGUUUCAAGAGUCGUGUUUUUUUUUGAGUGCGUCCGUUAGCGGGAAAUACGAGUGCGCGUAUCCUAGUGCAGACGGUGAAGUGGUUUUAUCGGAAAUUUUUCUGUCUCAAGAUAGCCAGUACAGGUUUCUACCCAGCUAGCACGCAUGCUUGAGCUGUAGGCGUGCCGUUAUCGCUACUGUCUGAAGUGGUCUGUUUUACGAGAAUAUUAGUCAGCAGAAGGGAAGUCUGCACAGUGCUUCCUUGGUAGAAAGAAGGGAUACACGAGAGUAAAGCGUAACAGGGAUAGUGGUGAAGAGUCGCAUUUUCGACGUAUUACAGGUACUAUCGCGGAACGCGGCGCAUAGAACCAUUAGGACGGAGACCUUUGGAGUUGUUGUGGCGUUGCCUUUGCGUACACGCACACCCAUCAAAUUCAACAUUUUCUCGCCAAACCACACAGCUUUUUCUCCCGUCGUCAUGACAACGAAUACUAGCAACCUGAAGCUAUCUGGAAAUAUAAUAGGUCUGACAGGCAAACAAUCACAACCGCACACUCAGCAGCAGCAGCAACAGCAGUUACAGCAGCAGCAGCAACAGCACCAUCACCAAUUACAGCAGCAUCAUCUUCAGCAGCAAUUGCAGAAGCAGAAACUUAAGCAUCAUCUUCAACUACAGCAACAGCAACAGCAGCAGCAGCAACAACAACAACAUCAGCAAGUGUCUGGUUCGGUGGUGACCACCACACUAUCGAACGGUGUCGGUCAUCAUCCCGGAGGUGGCGUCUUCACGUCCGCUCUCAAUGGUGGCGGACUCGUGAAAUCUUCUGGUGGACUGACCGGUGGUAGUGGAAUCCCUCAGCAAACGGCAACCGGAACUGCCGGUGUUCCGGGGCAAGCGCCGGGUAGCCAUAUACCACCCCGCUAUCAACCACCGCCCCAUCCGCCGGGUGGCAUCCUGAAGAACGGUUACACUAACGGCCAUCUAAAGGCGGCAUACCAACGUCCGGAAGGGGCACAAAACGGUGGACUUGCGUACAACGGUACCAAGGGAUACGGUGGUGACAAUCUGAAGCGACCUCCAAACCCAUCCCGCUUACUGGCACCCCGUCAGCAUAUCCGCUUCUCGAAUCUACCUCCGCUGGUAAACGGUGGUCCUGCGGCCGUUAGUCAGCCGACCCAAGCGCAACAGGCCGCGAUCGCGGCCCAUCAUCAACAACAGCAACAGAUCCAAACGCUUCAUCAUCUACCGCCGGCACCGCACGCACGCCUCAGCUCGGAAUCGUCAUCCGAGGAUCAGACGACCAGCUCGACGAGAUCGUUACAGGUGCAUCUGGCCCACGCAAAGGCAUCGGCAAUCGGCACUUCGUCCAACUCCGCAACACAGCAACCUGCCACCGUACCGAACGGACCAUCCGCCGGUCAUAUCCAUCAAACGACCGCGAUAGUGCAUCAAAGUAGUCAACCCAACUCCAGUACCAACACGAACGGAACGAAUUCCUCCAGUUCGGUCCAGGGGCUUCUGAAGCCUCCGCAACCGUCACAUCUACCUACGGCUACCGGUGUACAUCAUCAGCACCAGCAGCAACAUCAACAGCAGCAGCAGCAGCAACAGUCUCAUCCGGUUCACACACUCCAACAUCCGGCCCAGUCACAGCAGCAAUCAGCACAGCAGCAGAACCAGGAGAUGCUGAAGUUUGUCCGGAAAGCGGAGUCCGAAACCUCCUCCACACCGACCUCUUCGAGCGGUGGUGGUGGAGGUGGAGGUGGACGCAUCUCGGCACUGGAGCAGAAUCGACAUUUUCAGAAUCUGCUGGCAGAACUGAGGGCACUGAAAGAGGCUAAUCAGCGGUUAAGUGAUGACAAUCAGGAGCUGCGCGAUCUUUGCUGCUUCUUGGACGAUGAUCGACAGAAGGGACGCAAGCUGGCUAGAGAGUGGCAGAGGUUUGGCAGAUACACGGCGAGCGUUAUGCGACAGGAAGUCUCCGCUUAUCAGACAAAACUGAGACAACUGGAUGACAAGCAACAGGAGCUGAUUCGUGACAAUCUCGAGCUGAAGGAGCUUUGUCUGUAUCUGGACGAGGAGCGGAACAACACCGGCAGUCGUACGGCAGUCGUUUGUUCCAGCUGUGGUAACUCGGCGAAUGCCGUACCACUGCGGGACGAUGGUGAUGGCAGCAGUUCCAGUACGAAUGCGGACGAGAACUUGCACAACAUUGCCCAGUUUGGACGUAAUGGAAUGGAUCUAAACAUGCGAUCGACUUUAAGCGAUCAGACUCUUCAGUACGUGCGGGCACUUGAGACUAGGAUACGGCAGCUAGAGGAGGAACGGGCGGUAGUGUUGAACAAUAGUGCCACAACGACGGGUACAGCAACGACGAACGGAGGUGGACAGGUGCAGGUGACAACUUCAUCGUCGAACGAUCCAAUUUCCGGACGUCCCGAAGCGGUCGUGCGGGCUCUGCAAGUGCUGGAGGUACGCGAACAGUUGGAACGAGAACGAAUCGGUAACACACCGCCGGAUCAGCUGGACGAUGGCGAGAAGGCACUGGUGCGCGAGAUGUGUAAUGUGGUGUGGCGCAAGCUGGAGGACGCUCCCAAUACCGGUAUCGAUCAGCACGUCUAGGGAUGACUCGACGCAGAUGUCCCAUCCCUAUUCUACUCCGAGGCUCACUGUAUAAGGCGUGUACUCCUCAUUUCAAAUAGGACGAUGUACAAAUUAAUUAUAAUGACACACACACAAGGAUGCAGACAAGACAACACAAAGGGACCGGGACUUACGAACAUCCCGGAGUUGGGGGAGUGGAUGAAAGGUAGAAAAGGGCAGGUUGAUUCAGGAUGGAACGAUGAUUUGGAGGCGUGCAUUCGAGAGCGAUCUUGCGUACGAAGCAAAAUCCACUCUCCUUCGCACACCAUGACGAAGCAUGAUGACGGGGAGAAAACAGUUAUCAAGAAGUAUUUUUUUGACGUUCACAUCCUUUGAUCCUUGCGCUCUCUUCUCCCGCUCCCUUCACCGGCCGGUAUUUGUGGUGCGGGUUCCCUUUCGGUCGGUGGACAAGUUGUACAAGCUUUUUAGUGUUUAGAUAUUUAUCGACGGUUAUGCAAGCGGCAACGCCUUUUAUGUACACUGGCCACUCGUUAUCAGGCUAUCGAGGUUUCAAGUCUUGUGUAGGGUGUAAAAAAAGUGUUUUUGGAACGUGUGUAAACUGUGUUUGUGUUAUCUCGUUUAAUUUGAUAGCUUAUUUUAAUUUUCAUUUUACACGUUCUCGGGCUCGUGUUUGCUUUCCUUUCGUGAGAAAUAGGUAGGCCAAACAUGUGCAGAGCGGUUGGAAACUGAAACUAAAAUGUUCGCAAUGCGUGUACAGAUGCAGUAAGGGAUGGAGUUCGUUGAGAGCGUUACGCGUUUCGCAAUAAUUGAAAACUAUACGAUUAUGAUUUCUUUGUUAGUGUUGUUUUAUGUAUGCUUUCCAAUGCGCAGGCUUAUACAUACGUACGUAUAUAUGUAUUUUUCGCAUAGAUAUGAUUAUUAUUUUAUCGUCUUUAUUAAACUGUUAUGGCAUAAACUGUAAA
Messenger RNA from Anopheles funestus (African malaria mosquito), 5477 nucleotides. It is a transcript of the gene Ccdc85, whose product is annotated as GATA zinc finger domain-containing protein 10. NCBI's taxonomy places the organism in Eukaryota, Metazoa, Arthropoda, Insecta, Diptera, Culicidae. The transcript has 5 exons. The record is from RefSeq and is a predicted model, not a curated record. The coding region runs from base 2389 to 4533 and encodes 714 amino acids.